AUGACUAAAGCUGAAGAGGAGUCAGAAGUAAAAGCAAACACUUUGUAUUUCAGGUAUACAAGAAAUCUUGUGGACAGUGGAAAUGGAAAGUUCAACUUGAUGAUCUUAUGCUGGGGUGAAGGGCAUGGCAGCAGUAUCCAUGAUCACACUGACUCCCACUGCUUUAUGAAGAUCCUCCAGGGAAAUCUAAAGGAAACUCUCUUUGCAUGGCCUGAGAAAAAAGGAAAUGGCGAAAUGACUAAGAAAUCAGAACGUGUUCUCAGAGAAAAUCAAUGUGCCUAUAUUAAUGACUCCAUUGGCUUGCACCGUGUGGAGAACAUAAGCCACACAGAGUCUGCUGUUAGCCUGCAUUUGUACAGCCCACCCUUCGACAGCUGUAACACCUUUGAUCAAAGGACUGGACACAAGCACAAAGUCAAAAUGACAUUCUAUAGCAAGUUUGGCGAAAGGACUCUAUGUGCAACAGCAGUGCCACAAGAGAACAACUGAGAAGCACCAGCAUGUGUUUGCUUAAGACCUGCUGAAUGUUUAACCAGGGACAGAAGACUUACAUGGCUAAGCCUGACAGCCAGCUAUAUUCCUCUAACUUGUACAUAGAACUACAGUAGGGCAGCUUCCAGGCAACCUGUAGUUAUCUUGAGUGAAUGCUGAUUAUGGGACACUAAGCUAACUAGUGCCAUAAACUACUUAAGAGGUUAGAUGCCUUUUCUUAGGCUGUUGUCAAGUCAGAAUGAAGUAGUUUUUCUGAUUCUAGCCUCCUUUUAAUUCCACUUUUUAUAUCAAACAUAGGAUUUUUAAACAUCAUCUGACACUACUUAAUAGGCCUUACAUGUAUGUAUGCUCUCAAUGUAAUUAAUAAUAAUAUAAACUUUUAAGCUUCCCGUCACUUGUACCUAUGGGUAGUAUACUAGAUACUACUAACAGCAGCUCUUUUUUAUUAAGUCUUUUUGGUUUUAAUGCCAUAGGUCAUUUUGAUAGUUUUGUGCAUUUUUUUACUUUAUUUUUUACAAUUUGUUUGUCAGAUCUUAUUUUAAAUAGGAGCAAUAAAUUGCUUCGUGUACAAUGAUUUUCAAAACUGAUUGGGCAAAGAUUUGAAUUUUUAAUAAGACUAAUCCUACUUAAUACAGCUAAUGUCCAGUUUCCAGAGUAUUCUGUAUAGCUACUGAACUCCUUCCAGGUAACUAAAAUAAAACUGGAUUUGUGCACAGAA
This is a messenger RNA of Struthio camelus australis, 1210 nucleotides long. NCBI's taxonomy places the organism in Eukaryota, Metazoa, Chordata, Aves, Struthioniformes, Struthionidae. The record is from RefSeq and is a predicted model, not a curated record.